Molecule: messenger RNA, 5511 nt
Organism: Pseudophryne corroboree (corroboree frog)
Lineage: Eukaryota; Metazoa; Chordata; Amphibia; Anura; Myobatrachidae
Gene: MAP3K5
Product: mitogen-activated protein kinase kinase kinase 5
Exons: 30
Coding region: 537-4628 (1363 amino acids)
Biological process (GO): MAPK cascade; cellular response to stress; protein phosphorylation
Molecular function (GO): ATP binding; MAP kinase kinase kinase activity
Source: RefSeq, a predicted model, not a curated record
UGCUUCCUUGCUCUUGUGUGUCAACUUCUUGCAAAGCUUUUCUCUAGCAAGGAAGCGGAUUGUCCCGCCUAGGGGGCAGUCAGUAUCAUCGCGGCCAUCAGGAGGGUGAGGGAGAGACAUUCAAAUCCCUCAGCUAGCAACAGCAUAGCUGCAAACACGCCGCGGGUGACUACAGUCAUCCUGCUAGAACUACACUGAGGCUGUAACGCAGCGGCCAGAGCUUGCGGGAUCUCGGAACUUUACAACACAGAGCAGUUUGGCCUGUUAGCGUAAUAUCUGUUGGCAAGAAGAGCAUGUGAUAGAUACUGGAGAAGCGUCUGCAGGAAGAGCUGAUCUGCUGGGAGAGCCCACGGGUGGGCUACAUACACAGGGCACCGUGAUCACAGGUCACCAGAGGACGCACAUGAAAUGGCUCUGACACCUGUGUAGUGCGAGCUGUUUGGUUCCCCUCUUUUACUGUAUUGCGAGCUCUCUCUGCUGCUAAGCCCGCGGACUCUCCCUUCCUGCCCGCACUCGCUGCCACAGUAUAAGGAGACAUGAGUGACAGCAGCGAAGGGAUUGCUUUUACUGUACCCGGGGUGUCCCAGUGCUGCAUGUAUGAAGACAAAGCUGGACACAGGCACCAAGCAGCAGCAGCCUGUAGCGGCGACGGGGGCAGGCUCCCUGCAGCUGGCAGCUUCUGGCACGCGGAAUAUAUACAUGGUGCCGGUGCUGCAGUCAAAUGUGCCAAAGGGAUAGCACCAACUUGCGCCUCCAGUAAUACAAGCCGCAGUACCACAGUGGUCUAUGUGAUCAAUGAGGGCACCUCGGAGCUGCAGGCCUGUGAGAACGCUGCCCUCCACAGCCUGGAAGAGGCGUGCGAGAGCCACGGGGCAACACUGGAGACGCUGCACUUCGGCAAGCUGGACUUCGGGGAAACCACUGUGCUUGAUCGCUUCUAUAAUGCGGAUAUUGCGGUUGUAGAAAUGACUGAUGCUUUUCGCCAGCCCUCCCUGUUCUACCAUCUGGGUGUUAGAGAAAGCUUCAGCAUGGCUAAUAAUAUCAUCCUGUAUUGUGAUACAAACUCUGAAUCUCUACAGUCGCUAAAGGAAAUUGUUUGCCAAAAGAAUAAUAUGUGCACUGCUAAUUACACAUUUAUUCCUUAUAUGACUACACCACAUAACAAGGUGUUCUGCUGUGAUAGCAGCUUCAUGAAAGGAUUGACCGAAUUGAUGCAGCCUAACUUUGAGCUACUUCUCGGCCCCAUCUGUUUGCCCCUGGUAGAUCGCUUUAUUCAAAUUUUGAAGAUGGCACAGGCCAGCUCCUGCCAGUAUUUCCGAGAAGCCAUUCUUAAUGACAUCCGUCGUGCACGCAACCAGUACACUGGGAAGGAGCUGGCUGCAGAGCUGACACGAAUACGCCAGCGUGUGGAUAAUAUAGAAGUUUUAUCGCCUGAUAUUAUUAUCAAUUUUCUCUUGUCGUAUAGAGAUAUACAGGAUUAUGAUUCAAUCGUGAAGCUAGUGGAAACCUUGGAAAGACUGCCAACCUUUGAUUUGUCCUCCCAUCUACACGUGAAGUUUCAUUACGCGUUUGCUCUAAACAGGAGGAAACUACCAGGGGACAGGGAGAAAGCCCUUGAGAUAAUGAUGCCCAUGGUAGAACGUGAGGACCAGGCUGCUUCAGACAUGUAUUGCCUGGUAGGAAGGAUAUACAAAGAUAUGUUUCUGGAUUCUAACUUCACAGAUAACGAGAGCCGGGACAAUGGCAUAUUCUGGUACAGGAAAGCCUUUGAAUCCGAGCCAACGCUUCAAUCUGGAAUUAAUUCUGCUGUGCUGCUUCUGGCUGCUGGGCAGGAAUUUGAUUCUUCAUUUGAACUUCGAAAAAUAGGGGUGAAACUCAGCAGCCUCCUUGGUAAAAAGGGACACCUGGAAAAACUGCAAAGUUACUGGGAUGUAGGGUAUUAUAUGGGGGCUAGUGUAUUGGCAAAUGACCAUACAAAAGUAAUUCUGGCUGCGGAAAGACUUUUCAAACUGAAGACACCUGCUUGGUACUUGAAUUCAGUUGUGGAGACCAUUUUAAUAUACCAGCAAUUUAAGAAACCAAACCUAGAGAAACAUGUAUCCAAGCAAGAGCUUGUGGAUUUUUGGAUGGAUUUUCUUGUGGAAUCCACAAAUACAGAUGUUUCUGUGGUACGCUUUCCGAUCUUGAUCCUAGAACCCACAAAAAUCUACCAGCCAUCAUAUCUGUCAAUCAACAGUGAAGCUGAUGAGAAAACUGUGUCUAUUUGGCAUGUUCUUCCAGAUGAUAAGAAAGGAAUUCAUGAGUGGAAUUUCAUUGCUUCUUCCAUUCGAGGUGUAAGCAUUUCAAAGUUUGAAGAAAGGUGCUGUUUUCUGUAUGUGUUAUACAACUCUGAUGACUUCCAGAUCUACUUCUGCACAGAGCUUCACUGUAAAAAAUUUUUUGACAUGGUAAACAGUAUUACUGAAGAGAAUGGAAAAAACGGAGACGAAGUGGAUUGUGAUGGAGAUGCACUUGAAUUCGAUUAUGAAUAUGAUGAAAAUGGUGAUAGAGUUGUAUUGGGAAAAGGUACCCAUGGAGUGGUAUAUGCAGGACGAGACCUCAGUAACCAAGUCAGAAUAGCUAUAAAAGAAGUUCCUGAGAGGGACAACAGGUACUCACAGCCACUCCAUGAAGAGAUUGCACUGCACAAGCAUCUCAAACACAAGAAUAUUGUCCAGUAUAUGGGGUCUUUCAGUGAAAGUGGAUUUAUUAAGAUUUUUAUGGAGCAGGUUCCUGGAGGAAGUCUUUCUGCGCUUCUACGAUCAAAAUGGGGACCUUUGAAAGACAAUGAACAAACCAUUGGAUUUUAUACUAAACAGAUCCUUGAAGGCUUGAAAUAUCUUCAUGACAAUCAGAUAGUACAUCGAGACAUAAAGGGUGAUAACGUGUUGAUAAACACAUAUAGCGGUGUUCUAAAAAUCUCUGACUUCGGUACGUCGAAGAGGCUUGCUGGUAUCUACCCAAAUACAGAAACAUUUACUGGCACUCUUCAGUACAUGGCUCCAGAAAUAAUAGAUAAAGGACCAAGAGGAUACGGAAAACCUGCAGAUAUCUGGUCCCUGGGCUGCACAGUAAUAGAAAUGGCUACAGGAAAACCUCCCUUUUAUGAACUAGGAGAACCACAAGCUGCCAUGUUCAAAGUUGGCAUGUUUAAAAUCCAUCCAGAAAUACCCGAAUCCAUGUCGGCAGAGGCUAAGGCUUUUCUACUGCUGUGUUUUGAGCCAGACCCAGUGAAACGAGCUACUGCUGUUGAGUUACUUAUGGAUGAUUUCUUGAGGGUCUCCAGUAGGAAACGAAAGUCCCAGCUUAAACUAUCCGCCCUCUCUCCAGCAUCAAAUGAAUAUCUGAGAAGUAUAUCAUUGCCAGUGCCAGUGAUGGUGGAAGAUACAAGCAGUAGCAGUGACUAUGGAUCAGUUUCACCAGACACAGACUUAAGAUCAGAGCCUUUCUCAUUUAAAACAAGAGCUAAAUCUUGCAUAGACAAGGAGGGGAAAACUCAAAGAAGUUUAUUCCUUGGGAUCCCUGAUGAGCAAUUUGAAGAUCACAGUGCUCCUCCUUCUCCUGAGGAAAGAGAUUCUGGGUUCUUCAUGUUGAAGAAGGACAGUGAAAGGAGAGCCACCCUGCAUCGCAUUCUCACUGAGGACCAAGAUACGGUGGUUAGGAACCUGAUGAAAACACUAGGCCAGGGUGCAGAACAAAUCAUAUUAAAGUGGGAACAUAUAACAACAUUGGUGACCAGCCUACGGGAGUUUGUUAGGUCUACUGACCGGAAGAUCAUUGCCUCUACUCUAUCAAAACUGAAGCUGGAGCUGGAUUUUGACAGUCAUGCUAUCAGUCAGGUCCAAGUGGUACUAUUUGGUUUUCAGGAUGCGGUCAACAAGGUACUUCGAAACCACAACAUCAAGCCUCACUGGAUGUUUGCUCUAGAUAGCAUUAUUCGCAAGGCCGUUCAGAUAGCCAUCACCACAUUAGUUCCAGAAUUGCGGCCACAUUUUAGCAUCACCUCUGAAAGUGACCCAGCAGACCAAGAUGACAUUGAGGUGGAGGAAGACUGCAAUGCACACACUAUACCUGAGGCCAGUGAGGUGCCUAAUGCAGCGAAUGAAGAUAAUGUGCAUACCUCAGGGGUGAGCACCCUCAGCUCCACUGUAUCCCAUGACUCUCAGAAUGUUCCCAGGCUACUUAGCAUGCAACUUGGUAGACUAAAGAUUGAGUCUAAUAGGCUUCUAGAGGAACUGUUACAGAAAGAAAGAGAAUUCCAAAUUUACCUACGGCAGGCUAUUGAGGAGAAGGAUCAAGAUAUAAAACGGCUUCAGCUCAGAUCACAGCCAAUAAAUAUACCUGGUAUUUCUGUAUCUCACAUAAGACCCUCUAAUACCCACAAUGAAGACCUAGAACUCGUCUAUUGGCUGCAGCAGCAACAAGUGGAUGAAGAUACAAUAAACAAGUUUAUAGCAGAAGACUAUCGACUGGAAGAUAUUCUGUGGCAUGUGACCAGAGACGACCUGAAGUCCAUGCAGCUAAGGGGAGGAACCUUGUGUGCAAUCUGGAAGGCUAUCAUGGACUUCAGAGAGAAACAAUCCUCUUGACAAAAGGCUCCCUAGAGGUGUAAUUUGGGCCAGGUUUCCUGGUGGAGAAACUGCUGCACUUUAUUCCAGUGUUUGUUUACCAAUGUGAAAUCACUGCAUAAUCGCAGUGUUCAGUCCUGCUGCCCCCUGAUAUCCCCCUAAGACAUAGGUCUAUGGAGGGAUUGCAAUCUGCAGAAUAAUGGACACGUUCCAUUUUAAGUUGUACUAAUCUUCCAUUUCAUUACGGAGUAGAACCCAGCCUCCCCUUCCACUGCUGAUUGUGGGUGGCAAUACUAUUCAGUGGGCGGUAUUCAAUUCUUUUCACCCCCUUCCACAUCCGUUCUGUUUCUGCUGAUGGGCGUGGUAUAAUCAUUUCAGCUCGCUACCCCUGGGGUAACGAGGGUGCACAACCCUUUACGCAGCUAAACCUGAUUACUAUGGACGCAAUAUGUGCGAUAACGGUGAUCACUUUAGAAAGGAGAUCGGGCGUGAUAUAUCAUGUGAAUACCCCCCUCCCCCCCAAUAUGUCAGAUUAUGUGAAACCUGAAUGUGCUAAUAAUGUGUAAACCUAGAUGUGAGAACACUUUUUUUUUUAAUUUUUCAACAAUACUUAUUUUGCUUUUGUAUUGGUGGGUCACUUAUGAAAUCACUGGGAACAGUGUGUCCUUCCUAUAUGUUAGAUGGUGACAUUUGUUUUCUCUCAUUGUUAUCCGAGAGAUGCUUUUAUUCAUGUUUUUUGUGAAGAUGAAUUUUGAGUUUAAUUUCUUGGACAAUUGUGCAUUUAUUUUUCAUUUCAACAUUACCAAACUGUACCAGUUCAACACACUGUAAGUGAAUUUUACCAACGCCGGCUUGUUCUAAAGCUGUUGUGAUAUUUAGUCUGACAGUAAACCUCUGAAAUAAA